Messenger RNA from Morone saxatilis (striped sea-bass), 1213 nucleotides. It is a transcript of the gene pla2g1b, whose product is annotated as phospholipase A2, group IB (pancreas). The record is from RefSeq and is a predicted model, not a curated record. The coding region runs from base 53 to 502 and encodes 149 amino acids. Gene Ontology annotation, molecular function: phospholipid binding; calcium ion binding. NCBI's taxonomy places the organism in Eukaryota, Metazoa, Chordata, Actinopteri, Moronidae. Gene Ontology annotation, biological process: phospholipid metabolic process; lipid catabolic process; arachidonate secretion. The transcript is spliced from 4 exons.
CCUCCUUUAUAAAAGACGGACACACUGAAAUCCUGGUUUUCUGACCGCAGUCAUGAACGUGUCAACUCCUCUGCUGCUGCUGCUGCUCUCUGUCUGUGCGGCCGGCGGUGCGCUGCUGCCCAGAGCCUUAUGGCAGUUUGGUAAGAUGAUCUCGUGUGCUCAGCCCGGCACGAACCCCUUGAAGUACAACGAUUACGGCUGCUGGUGCGGCUUCGGGGGGACGGGGACCCCUGUGGACGGAGUGGACAUGUGCUGCAAGGUUCACGAUCAAUGCUACAAGGCGAGCAGACUGGCUCCCGGAUGCACCGCCAUCGCCGACCUUCCUUACGUCCUGGUUUAUGAUUUCAGCUGCUCGAAUCAGCAGGUCACCUGUUCAGCCUCCAACAAUAAGUGUCAAGCUGCCGUGUGCGAGUGCGACCGAGUGGCGGCUCACUGCUUCGCUCAGACCACGUACAACCCGGAUAACAAGAACCUGGACCCCAAAGUCCGCUGCGUCAACUGAGAUACACAAUGUACACAACCCACAAACACACACACACAAAAGAAUGAUGCAAAUUACUUUAAAAUUUAAUUCAUUUAUAAUAAAGAAAACUUGAUUUUGAUUUUGUAAGAAAAACAAAAGAAGGAAUAUUUUUAAUAAAAUGUGAGAAAUUGAAUUUCAACCUGCGUCCUCGUGUCUGUUCGCUUACAUACGGAAACCUUCAGUGGUCUCAGUCCGUUAGCUUUAGACGCUGACCAAACAACACGAUCAAUGGCCAGCUGUGCCUCGACUACACAAUAAAAGGUCUUUUAUUUUGAAAAAUGGGAGCAAAUACAAAAGUUCAGUUUAAACUCAACCGUCAAAAGGUCAAAGGUUAACGAGGAGUUCAGGCAGAUUUGGUCUCGUUAUCAACUAAAAGUCUGACGACGAAUCAGGUUAAAAUAUAAAAACAUAAAGUCACGGUUGGAAUUAAUUAUUAACUGACAAACAGAAAGUUUAACAUUUACAAAAUUACAAGUUACAGGAGGGUAAAAAACUGAUUUUUAGGUCCAGUUUUAACAAUCAAAGCAGCAAACUGAUUAUUAUUAUUGUUAUUUCAGAAUAAGAGUCGUGGCUCUGUGGGUUAUAUUGGUUUGUAGAGGAGAGUGGUCACAUACUUCUUUUUGUAUCGGUGAGUCGCGCUGAGAACCAUCACGCCGUCCUGAAAGACAAGAAAUAAAGUUUAUAGCUGAA